CUGGCACGUUCCGGCAGCGCCAGUGUCGUUCCGACGACGACGACGACAACGACGACGACGAAGACGACGACGGUGACGAUCACGGCCACGAUCACAGGGACGAGGACGAAGACGACACGCCGGCCAGAUCGACCCCCGACUCGUCACGCGAUUCAUCACUUGUCUUUUCCGGGACCGCUGUUUUCUAUCAACGUGAAAUCAAACAUCAUAAAAAUCCCGUCUUCGUCGCCGGUAUUAUUGGCCAUUAAGUACCCCACAUACACACCGGUAUUGAAAACCUGGUAUCAUCUAUCUACGAUGAGGUAGUCACCGGCUGCUUCUGUCAAAAUCAGCUAACGCAAGAAAGGUGCUUGUGAAGGACCGCAUUGAUCCUUGCAAUCGGUCCCGCUAAAGUCAGGCAAAAGAGUGAAAACGAAGAAACUAGGCAGACAGAGAAGCAGAGGACUCGGUGAGUUGGGUGAAAAUCGAUGGCCAUCAGCGCCCAUGGGCGGCCUCGCGUUUAGGACAAGGAAUAGCCCCUCCCAGAAGACCUCGCUCCGGUGGGGUGACUGCUGCCCCCCAAACCCCAACCCAACGUCGUCGUCGGCCGUUUGGAAGCAUCGUCAUCAGGACAUGCCGCCGGUGCCCGUGUGAGGCUGCCCCCCGCUGUUGCGUGAUUGUUUCUCGCGGGGAUUUCAAAGAUAUCCGAACGAUCCGAAAGCGGAUCAGCCGCCGAAUCUCUCGGACUUACGUCUCCGUCAGCUCGAGCUCGACAUCUACUCCCCGAAGAUGAUCAACAUCGCCGGAGUGAUCUCAAUCGUUCUGUUCUACCUGCUGAUUCUGGGCGUCGGAAUAUGGGCGGCCAGAAAGAAGGAGGCGGGCAACGACUCCGAGGAGGAGGUCAUGCUGGCCGGCCGCUCGAUCGGGCUCUUCGUCGGGAUAUUCACGAUGACGGCGACUUGGGUCGGUGGCGGUUACAUCAAUGGCACCGCCGAGGCAAUUUACACCAAGGGCCUAGUAUGGUGCCAAGCGCCCUUCGGAUACGCCCUCAGUCUCGUUUUCGGUGGUAUUUUCUUCGCGAACAAAAUGCGACAGCAGGGGUAUGUUACAAUGUUGGAUCCGCUUCAAGAUGCGUUCGGGGAGCGCAUGGGCGGUCUUCUAUUUUUGCCCGCUCUGUGCGGUGAGGUCUUCUGGGCAGCGGGCAUCCUCGCGGCCCUCGGCGCCACGCUGGCGGUCAUCAUCGAUAUGGAUCAGGGCACCUCUGUUAUUCUAAGCGCCUGCAUCGCGGUUUUCUACACCCUCUUCGGCGGUCUCUACUCCGUCGCUUACACCGACGUUAUUCAGCUCUUCUGUAUUUUCAUCGGUCUGUGGAUGUGUAUUCCGUUCGCUUGGACCAAUCCGAAGGUGGCGUCUCUCGGUUCUAUGGAUGUUGAUUGGAUCGGCAAGGUGCAGCCCGAAGAGUUUUGGUAUUAUUUGGAUUACGGUUUACUUUUGAUAUUUGGCGGUAUACCGUGGCAAGUGUACUUCCAACGUGUCCUCUCCUCCAAAACUGCCGGGAGAGCUCAAAUAUUGAGUUACGUCGCCGCCUUGGGCUGUAUCCUCAUGGCCAUUCCCCCUGUUCUAAUUGGAGCAAUUGCUAAAGCAACUCCUUGGAACGAGACGGGAUACACCGGCCCUUAUCCUUUCACGGAGACGGAGACCAGCAUGAUUUUGCCGUUGGUUCUGCAAUAUCUGACACCGGAUUUUGUUUCCUUCUUCGGGCUGGGAGCUGUGUCAGCGGCGGUGAUGUCUUCUGCGGACAGCAGCAUCCUCUCUGCUAGUUCGAUGUUUGCUAGAAACGUUUACAAAUUGAUCUUCCGUCAGCGGGCGUCGGAGAUGGAAAUUAUCUGGAUAAUGCGCGCGGGAAUCGGCGUGGUCGGCGUGCUGAGCACCGUGAUGGCCCUUACGAUACCAUCGAUUUACGGUCUCUGGUCGAUGUGCUCGGAUCUGGUCUACGUGAUCCUGUUCCCGCAGCUGUUAAUGGUAGUUCACUUCAAGGAUUAUUGCAACACCUACGGUAGCCUCUCGGCGUACAUAAUCGCCUUCCUGGUGCGCAUUAGCGGCGGCGAACCGAUGAUGGGUCUCCCCGCGCUGAUACACUAUCCGGGUUAUAUCGAGGAGACCUCCAUGCAAAUGUUCCCGUUCAGAACGCUGGCGAUGCUGAUGUCGCUGAUUACUCUGGUGGGCGUGUCGUACGGCACUCAGUUCGCUUUCCUCACCGGUCGGUUAGCGCCGGGUUACGACGUCUUCAGAUGCGUGGUGAACAUACCGGAGGACGUAGAGCGAGUCGGUCCGGAUCCAGCCGAGGGUGAACAGAUGGCGGUCCUGGCUGCAGGUGUCGGUAGGCUCUACGGCAGCAAGGACGAAUCGAACGGCCGAGUGAAUCCUGCACUCGAGCCGGACUACGACAUGGAGCCGGGAUGUACGAUGGUCGGAGGUGCGCCGGACGGCGUUGUCGGUGGCGGAAGUGCCGUCGUUGGUGGCGGUGGUGGCGGCGGUGGCACCGGGGGUCACAUGGUACCCUCUCACGUGCCCGGCGUCGCACCCCGACAACCGCAAUCCAGCACCGCGUUUUAACUCCUGGUUCCGUGAUCGGAUGCUGUGACCAACAAUAAGUGCGGCGGUGUGGGUCUCUGUCUUUCGUUUCUCUUCCUCCCUCGUCUCCUUCUCUGCUCCCCUUCUCUUUUCUAGUCGUUUUAUCCUUCUGCUGCGAUAUUUUAGAGGUUGACUAUUAACUUGAGAGUUUGAGACAAAUGUUUAAUAAAUUCAUACGUUCGGAAAUUAUGUUCAAUUUUAUCAGUGAAUUGUCGCUAUCAACAAACUUUAGUUCGCAUGUUUUACUUUCAAAUAUUAUUACAUUUAACGUUAUUUAUUACAGACUAUUUGUUAAAGAUGUUUAGUGAUUAAACUGAUAAGAAAAAUUGUAAUUAAAAGUUAACAAUAGAAUUUUCGAUACGUCGUAUUGAUUUGCAUCUCUAAUUUAUUAAUGCAUUGUCAUGUAUAUAUGUAUAUUAAUUGCUUUUAUCAGUAACAUGUUUCCGUGAUUAUCGCGAAUAUCGUGAUCGAUAUAUCGGCACGAAUUAUUUAUCUCAAGAAUGUUCUCGUAUCGAUCGAUUUUCCGACUUCUCCAAUUGAUUACGCGAAUCUUCAGUGUUCUUUUUUUUUUCCUACCCGUCCUACGUCCACGAAGCUCCGAGACGACCCAACAAUGCGAUGGUUUGUGGUAAGUUACACGAAGUUUCUUAUGUAUUUGCGCACGUGUGUGUAUGUGAGUGUGUAUCAAUAUAUGAGAAUAUGAGAUGCGUGUUGCGUGUCUGCAUGUGCGCGCGUGUGUUGCACGCUAUUGGUGCCCGUGUAACGAUCUGUACCUGCCCGCGCUCGCUCGUGUUCGUGUUCUGUUGCUGUUCGGAAGGGAAGAGUAGCUAUAAGUACUGAGAGACUGAGGGGAGAAAAAACUCAGAGAAAAAAAACGAAGAGAGAGACCGAAAAGUACACGGUUAUGCGAGAAACAAGGGGAUAAGCGUAGUGUUUCCAAACCGGAAGUCGGAGCUUCGGACGUACCUGGAUCGGGCGUCCCUGUCCCGCACCGCCAAUUAGGCCUAGUGAUUUUUCCUUGUUUUUUUUGGAGAACUAUAUAUAUAUAUAUAUAUAUAUAUAUAUAUAUAUAAAAUAGGUAUAUAUAUAUAUAUUAAUAUACAAUUAACAUAUACAAAGAUAUUAUAUAUAUUUAGAGUUUAACAAAAAAAGCUGCUUAAGAGUAUCUCGAAAUACGAAUGGUCUGCCUGAUCAGAGAAAAUCUCAAAGGUAUCGCGGAGGUUCUUAUUAAAACUCGAUCGAUCGGGAGUUUAUUUGUGCGGCGUGGACGUAUCACUUUGAAAAUGAGACGUGUCACGAGAAUCCACUAUAAUACAUAAAACAAUAAACAAAUAUUGAAAUAUUAAUAUUUUCUUUGCUUUAGAUAUAUAUGUACAAAACCUAUA
Molecule: messenger RNA, 3998 nt
Organism: Pseudomyrmex gracilis
Lineage: Eukaryota; Metazoa; Arthropoda; Insecta; Hymenoptera; Formicidae
Gene: ChT
Product: high-affinity choline transporter 1
Exons: 7
Coding region: 769-2595 (608 amino acids)
Biological process (GO): transmembrane transport; choline transport; acetylcholine biosynthetic process
Cellular component (GO): plasma membrane
Molecular function (GO): choline:sodium symporter activity
Source: RefSeq, a predicted model, not a curated record